Molecule: messenger RNA, 3138 nt
Organism: Tetranychus urticae (two-spotted spider mite)
Lineage: Eukaryota; Metazoa; Arthropoda; Arachnida; Trombidiformes; Tetranychidae
Gene: Nup133
Product: nuclear pore complex protein Nup133
Biological process (GO): protein import into nucleus; transcription-dependent tethering of RNA polymerase II gene DNA at nuclear periphery; poly(A)+ mRNA export from nucleus
Cellular component (GO): nuclear pore outer ring
Molecular function (GO): protein binding; structural constituent of nuclear pore
Source: RefSeq, a predicted model, not a curated record
UCUUACAGUUUGUUUAAACUUGCAAACCGCUAAUUUUUUAUGAACUUUAAAUCAUAUUAUCAACUGUUUAUAAGCUUAAUCUUCAAUAAUAAAUAAAUAAUUUAAUAUCUUGAAGAUGGAUUCUUUCCUGAAUAUCAGUAGAGGAGGAAAUACUUCAAUUCAGUGGGGCCAAUACAAUGUUUUAGGUGAAAGUGAUCAUCAUUUAUUGCAAGCACAUGGAUCUGUAUUACCGGUACUUUUGAUUGAAGCAAUUUCUUCUGAAGUCUCACCAUUCCAGUCAAUCAGUGUUAACAUUGUUAAAGAAGGAUGGGCCUGGUUAGUCUGUGGAAGAAGGCUUUUCGUUUGGAAAUAUGUUCAAACCAAGAAAUCAAGAAUUGAAAGCUUUGAAUUGCAGUUACCUGGAAGUGAUUUACUACAUAAAGCUGACUUAGUUUGUCUAGUAUCCUACAAGUCAACCCAUGUUCCAGGAAUAGUUGCUGUAUCACCAGAAGGAACUAUCCGAUAUUGGCCUUCUAUUGCCCAUGAUGGCCAUUUCAUCGAAACUGUUGCUGGUGACCUUCAGGGUCAAGAAUGUUUUUCAUUGACUGAUAUUGAACCUUUAGGAUAUAUCCUUGGAACCACUACAUCAUCAUUGUCACAUAUUUACAUUACAAGUAGCUCAAUCGUUUGCAGAACUCUUAAAAUACCUCAGGGUGUUCUUGCUGGAUUUGGACAACGAGUUACAUCUUUCAUAUUCGGAGCCUUGCCAUCUUCUAAUUCCAACGAAAACAAACCUUUAACUAAAAUAAUUAGAGAAAAAAGUAGUUCGGAUGAAGCUGUCAUUUUCGUCUUAGCCGGUACAUACCUACAGAAAUGGAGCUUAGUUGAUUUUCAAACCGAAAAGCUCAUUUGUGAAUAUGACUUGGAGAAAGCUAUCACGGACUCUUAUUUGUCAACCGUUUGGAACCCUGGUAAAACUCAUCCCAACCAAUUAAAAAUGUGGUUCAUUGACAUGGAACUUCAAGAAAAUCUUAUCUUAAUAUUGGUUGCUGCCCUGAAUCAAGACGUCUCACACAAAUUGUAUUAUGCUAUUGCCGUUAUCGAUGUUAUGAAUAUUUCAAGUAAUCAAGAAAAUCUAAAAAUUACUAAAUUCAGCGUUCUCCGAAGCCAUACUCCUAAUUAUUCCUCAAAUAACGAGGCCAAUUUAUUAUCAUUGAAAAUGAUUACCAACGUGGAAAGCUCUGAUGUAAUCUACAUUUAUGAUAAAACACGCAUUUUCUGUUGUCAAUAUAAUAAUGAUGUUAUUGAUCUCAUAUCUUUCACUAAUCGAGAAAGUCAAAUUCUUGGAGCAGGAGUUUUUGAGGGAAAUCCUCUUCUGUUUACCUCACGAGAUAACCUGGUUGCUGUCAAACCAAAAGAUAAUAUAAAUCAACUCAUUGAAACUUACAAAGCCACUCCAUCCAUUAUAAAAGCACCAAAAAUGAGUGGUAAUCCAAUCGAAAAUUUAAGAUCAGCAUUUCGAAUGUAUCGCAGAAAAGAAACGAGAGAAUGUUCAGCAUAUAUCGCUGCUUUCUUAGCUAAUUUUGACAAACCCUCCGCAGAAUCUGGCUCAGAUGAAUUCAUCCUCAAGUUAAGUCAAGAGCUCUGCGACGAAAGUCCAUCCACUGAUCCUCGUUGGCUUGACAAUUUAAAUCUUCGAGCUAAUCGUGAAGCAAUGUCUGCUUUGAUUCUGAAACAAUUAGAAGAAAAACUUGAUGUUCACCGACAGUUUCUCGAUUUUCUCAAAGUUGUUCGUAUUUGGUCUCAGCUUUCUCUUGUCAACUACAAUGGAUGUGUUUCCCCGACUAAAUUGAUUCUUUGUGAACACGAAGAGAAAAUAGUUAUGGCAAUCGCUAUUAAAAAUUUACACCAAGAGUUGGACGAUAUUUUUGAACCAGCUAUUGAUCGUUUGAUAGAUUUACGAAGAGAAGAGUCGGAAGAAUCCCACUUAUCGGCUAAUGAUCGAUUUUACCGCCAGGUAACUAAGAUUCAUGAAAUACUUCCUGUAUUAAUUCAAUUCGAAGAAGAGGAGCUUCUCGCCUGCAUGAACUCACCAAAAGAUGGCUUGAAGUUGGUUCUCACCAUAAGUGAUAUUGUCAUCAAUGUUUUCCAUGAAGUUCGCAGAUUUAAAGCCUCUAACCCUGAAUUAUAUGACAACUUGGCCGCUAAAAAUAUUGAAUAUGUACCUUUAACCGCAACUGUUGGGCCUAAUGGAAUAAGAACAUCCUUACUGAAGCAACUAGAUGUUCUGAUUAAAAACUCAACUCGGACAGACGCUGUUUUAGCUGGCCAAGAUGAUGAAACCCAAUUAAAAGGAAUCAUUUAUCAGAAAAUUGUUGAUAUUAGUGAUAUUAUUCUGGAAGGUUAUGUGAAUCAUUUGAAAACAAUUGAUGAGACUAGCGAAAGAUUCAAAUUGAUCAACAAAAGUUUUGAUGCUGACAGAACUCAAUGCAUUAAACCUCUCUUACAAGCUAAACAGUAUGAAAGAGCUUGUAGUUUGGCUGAGAAAUACCACGACUUCGAGACUUUGGUUAGAUCUUGUGAGGAGUUGGACAACAAAACGAAACUCAAUCGUUAUGUCGAGGAAUUCAAAGAGAAGGGAUUUUCCGAGUUCCUAUUCAAAUGGUAUAUGAAAGAAGGUAAACAAGGUAAAAUGUUGACCACUCGAUCACAGGACUUGUCUAAUUUCUUGAAAGAUCAUGAUGAUAUCAACUGGUUACAUUAUAUUGGAAUGGACAAGUUUAACGAUGCUGCUAACAGUUUACAAAUAUUAGCCGCAAAAACUGAUGAUAAUAUCAAUAAAAAGAAGACCUUACUCAGUCUUAGCAAAUUGUGUUUAUUAACAAAUGGUGAUCAAGAUCAAGAUCAAAUCGAGGAUAUCAACAAACAAUUGGAAGAAAUAUUAGUUGAAACAGAACUAUCUGAACAAACUGAUGAAGAUAACUUUGAUGAAUAACUUUGUAUUAUAAAAUGGUGUCUUCAAUCUAAUUUUCUUAAUCUAACCUCCAAUGUAUCCAACCUUUCAUUGUGUAAACAUCAUUUUUGUCGUAUACAGGUAUAUGUUGCUUUUAAAUUAAAAAUAAAUUAGUUUCCGACCAAUUAAAGACCAAUUUAACUGAA